Molecule: messenger RNA, 2711 nt
Organism: Eucalyptus grandis
Lineage: Eukaryota; Viridiplantae; Streptophyta; Magnoliopsida; Myrtales; Myrtaceae
Product: protein PSK SIMULATOR 1
Exons: 13
Coding region: 422-2359 (645 amino acids)
Biological process (GO): positive regulation of growth
Source: RefSeq, a predicted model, not a curated record
AGAGGGGGUGUGGCAGCUCAGUGCUGGUCUUCUCCUUCCCUCGCCUUCGUCCGUCUGUCUCCAUUCUCGUCGGUCGUCUCCCGGGCAAACGCUUUUGCUCUCUCCCCCACAACAUCCGCGCAAUUCUGCGGAGACCCUUCUCGACUUUCUCUCUUUUGGGUCGUCAAAGCCUGGCGAUUCGAUCCCAGUGGGCUGAGGCUGAGGCGGCGAUCCGCAAUCGGUACUGCCCCCGAUAAGAUCAUCUGGGUAUAAAUGCGGACAGCGCAUUGAACUGGAUUUCUGUUUGCUUGAUGGUUCGGGAAAGGUCUUGACUUUGGCCUCUUUGAUCUUGUAAAUACGUCGGUAAUUCAAGUUCUAGCUUCAGUGUCGAGAACUGAGGCGGAUAUAAAUUAAGUCGGAGUUAAGUGUUUGCUUUCUCCCAAUGGGUGGUUUUUGCUCGAGGAGAUCCAGUGUAGAUAAUGCUCCCAGUGGAAACCUUACGAAUGUAGACGGUACUUCUAGUAAUGACUCCAAUGUCCAUCGGUCUGGUGCAAUGCCUAAGAGUGGAAACCACAUUCCAAAUCCGUCCUCAGGUGGAGAGGAUGGGGAUGUGGAAUUGCAGGAGCCCUUCUCGUCUUCUGCAGAGAAUGCGGUUUCACAUCCUUUGAGUCCGGAAGAUUUUUACGAUGGUAUUCCGCGCUUGUCGAGGACGUCAUCGCAGAAAUCUAGAUCGACCAGGCCUAAGCAAGUGGCGGUUGCUACGGUAUCAGAAGUUGGCACACUUUUAGGAAAAGCUGGAGGGAAGGCGGUAGAAGUUUUAGACACGCUUGGAAGUAGCAUGACGAACCUGAAUCUUAAUAGCGGUUUUACCUCGGGAGUGACUACAAAAGGAAACAAAAUAGCGAUCUUGGCUUUUGAGGUUGCAAAUACAAUUGUAAAGGGUGCUAAUCUUAUGCUAUCCCUCUCGAAGGAUAACAUCAAGCAUUUGAAAGAAGUGGUGCUUCCCUCGGAAGGUGUGCAAAAUCUAAUAUCAAAAGAUAUGGAUAGACUUCUAAGGAUCGCUGCAGCAGACAAAAGAGAGGAGCUGAAAGUUUUCUCUGGAGAGGUGGUUCGAUUCGGCAAUCGUUGUAAAGAUCCUCAGUGGCACAAUUUAGAACGAUAUUUUGAGAAGUUGGAUUCAGAGUUUACAUCCGAAAAGUUAACGAAGGAGGAGGCGGAGAGGACAAUGCAGCAACUGAUGGAUCUAGUUCAGUACACAGCUGAAUUGUAUCAUGAGUUGCAUGCCUUAGACAGAUUUGAGCAAGAUUAUCAGCGCAAGCUCCAGGAAGAGGAUAACCCGAAUGCUACUCAAAAAGGAGACAGCCUGACGAUAUUGAGGGCAGAGUUGAAGAGCCAGAGGAAGCAUGUAAGGAGUUUGAAGAAAAAAUCGCUUUGGUCAAGGAUUUUGGAAGAGGUAAUGGAGAAGCUUGUUGAUAUAGUUCAUUUCCUACAUUCGGAGAUUCACGAAGCCUUUGGUACUGCUGAUUCUGAUAAAUCCUUAAAAGGUUCUGCAAGCAACUCGAAAACGUUGGGUUCUGCUGGUCUUGCUUUACAUUAUGCGAAUAUUAUUGGUCAAAUCGAUACUCUUGUAUCCCGAUCGGGUUCUGUACCUCCUAAUUCAAGAGAGGCUUUAUACCAAGGUCUACCUGUUCAUGUGAAGACAGCAUUUCGCUCAAAGUUACAGUCAUUUCGAUCUGUAGAAGAGCUUUCUAUACCACAAAUUAAAGGAGAAAUGGAAAAGACGUUGCAGUGGCUUGCUCCUCUUGCCACUAAUACUACAAAAGCCCAUCAUGGCUUUGGUUGGGUCGGAGAAUGGGCAAACACGGGAUCUGACCUGAACAGGAAACCUACUGGCCAGAAUGACUUGCUCCGCAUUGAGACUCUACACCAUGCAGAUAAGGAAAAGACUGAUGUCUACAUUCUUGAGCUGGUGGUGUGGCUUCACCAUCUUGUAAGCCAGGCUAGGGCUUCUAAUGGUGGAUUCAGAUCUCCUAUUAAAUCUCCUAUUCGGUCUCCCAACCAAAGUACAGUCCAGAUAUCUAUGCACAGUAAGCCUCUAUCUCCAUCGUCUGCUUUGACAGUUGAAGACCAAGAGAUGCUUCGCGAUGUGAACAAGCGGAAAUUGUUGACCCCGGGAAUAAGUAAGAGCCAAGAAUUCGAGACUGCAAAAGUAAGGCUAUCCAAACACCAUAGACUGAGUAAAAGCAGUAGCCACUCCCCAACCGGGGAAAGCCAUAAAGAUCCGUUUCCCCUUCGGAGGCCGUCUUCUGUUCCUAUCAUCGAUUUCUAUAUUGACCGGAUCAAAGCACUGGAUGUGAUUGACCGCGUGGACAACAUUUGAGGCGGUUGACUCUGCCAAGCGAACAAGGGGGCCGAGUCGAGGUCUUUUGCCUUAUGGGGUGGUAAGUCUGCCGCCUCUCUGUUUUGGGUGCUUUGUCUUUGGUGAAGUCUGCAUUGCUUAAGCUAGUCUGCAGAUGAAGAUGGAGCCCAAGGAGUUGCUUUUAGCGGUGCAAUGAGCGGCUUUUCUGUGUAAAACCUCGGUGUCAGCUUCAUCUCACUUGUGCUUUGGAGGAGGUAGCGUUAUAAUUUUGUCAAUCCUCCUGGAUGUACAGAGACAGAGAAGUACUUGGUCAGUCUGCAAAUGUUUCUCAGCUCAUGGUUCCGUUUCUAUAUAUAUUUCCUUGUUCUGCCUC